Molecule: messenger RNA, 2775 nt
Organism: Synchytrium microbalum
Lineage: Eukaryota; Fungi; Chytridiomycota; Chytridiomycetes; Synchytriales; Synchytriaceae
Exons: 10
Coding region: 1-2775 (924 amino acids)
Biological process (GO): mitotic spindle organization; cell population proliferation
Cellular component (GO): cytoplasm
Source: RefSeq, a predicted model, not a curated record
AUGCCAGCUAGUAGUUCAAAGGAACGAGCAAAGAAGAUGAAGCGGACAAUAGUCAAGGAAGAGGAGGAAGACGUCAAGAAGGAGGAAGAAGACGUUGAAAUGGUGGUUGAUGUCAAGCUAGAUGACAAACAAGAGAUCAAGACGGAAAUCAAGAAGGAGAUCAAGCAAGAACAUACAAGGAGGGCAAGUCUACAGGACGGGAUCGAUUUCGCUUUCAAACGAUUGAAUAGAGUUGAUUUGGAUCCCCUUGGAGUCACUGUCCAGGAGAUAUGUGUACCUCCGAGACCUGCUACGAGUCCAAAACGUCGCAUGAAACUCCAUCCCAUAUUCGCAUUCCGAACUACGCUUUGCACCGAGUGUAUCAACAAGGGAAUCACCAACAAAGAGAUUAUCAAUACUGAGACUGUACGAGCAAACCUGACCAAAUGUACACUCGCUGAGAAAGACACACUCAUCACAGGUCUUCCAAGCGCCACUGGUGAAGAAUUGGGGCGCUCUGGACCUGAAUUGGUUUAUUCAAAGAAGAAAGACGAGGAAGAUGACGUUGGAGAUGCCGGCAAAGUGCUGUUUUAUUACAAGCCGCAUUUGAAGGUUUUCAUUAAGGCCGAACAAGAUGCGUACGCGACCAAGAAGUAUGAUGAGUGGAAGAGGAAGUGGCUGCCUCGUAAGGAGGCGAUUGAGACGGCGCUUACUGAGAUCAGGGCUUCGAAGGUGGAUUUUGAUGAGUGGUGUCGAGAGCAUUCCCAAGCUUUGAAUGUGGUAGAUCGAGUUGCUGGUAGUAGUAGUGAUGUGUCGAAUCGAAUGGAAUUAGCGGAGACAGAAGAACGUACCGAAUUGGACGCAUCGUCAUCAGAUACAUUGACCACAGUUGACGAAAACACUCAACCCUCAUUCUUUGGGAAAUUACUGGCUUACGCUGUAUCGUCGGCAACGUCAUCUCCUGUAUCUGGUGUCAGAACGAUUGCCGAAGAAGCAAAGGAUAUAGAAACAAAGAUAUUAGAACACAAGCUGCUCUCACCAUCACCACCAAAAGCAACUCCGAGCAAGAUCACAUACAGUCGUCCAACUGGUCAAACCAGAAACAUCACUCCAAGCUCAUUUCUACAAUCACCAAUCCGUUGGGGAGGGGCUCAAAACAUUCCCCUGGCUGGUUAUUGCCCCAAUCUAGUCCCGGGAACACCAGUGCCCGAACUCGCAUUGAGUGCUGAACCGCAGACUGAUAGCAGAAUGAAUGUAUUGGCACAGUAUGUAUUAGAUGAUGACAUAGAUCUAGGUUCCGACCUCGUAUCGUCGCAAGCUGAUGAUGUGACAGAUCCCGCAACUCCCAGAGCAAUCACCACAAUGUUGCCAUUAUCAACACCACUGUCAUACACUCCCAAUAGUUUAGCUUUAGCUAGAUCCGUAUUGCUGCCCGACAGUCCAGUUAUAUAUGAAGAGGACGAUACUGGUGAAGAUGAUAAUUUGCAUAAUCUACCAAGACCUGAACAUAAAGCUUCGAAGGAAUCAUGGAUUCAUGCUACAACACCACCAACAUUCAAGCUAUCAGAAGCUUCUCAGAAACGUCAAUCUGGUGCUCAACCGAGUCGCUUGCUAGACUUGAGGCAUAAAGCAGCUACUAGUGGUGGUGGGGGUGUCGCAGCUGCAGCAGCUGGAGCAAUAGCCAUAGGUAAAAACAGUGUAGAUGACUUUAUGAACGAGGCUGAUGUGACAUUAUUGGACGAGGCACCACCAUUCAAUAACUCGCGAGCACAAUCCGACUUGUAUCUACCUGAAAAAGACCAUCACCACAACAAUAUCUUAUCACAGUCAACUUCAGUAUCGUCAUUUGCAACCGCUACAGCUACUCCUACUCAAGCGACUCCAGAACAGAGUCCAGGGUCUGUGGCUAACAGUAGAGAAGAUAAUGUAGCAGAAAAGUCACCGGUAGUUGCCUUGUCUCGUGAAUUCGAUCCAUUAGCAACGCCAGUCAAUAAUAGUGUAGAGAUUCCAUCAGAUUGGAUGAGCAUGACUUCGUCAAAGAACUCAGUUGUUGAAUCCUCAAACUCGACGACAAAGCCAUCCAAAGCAAACGUUAUUCCUACUGGUGCUUUGCUCGAUAUUUUGGCAUCGCCUGCUAGUGCGUUAAAGUACUCUGAAAAGGAUUUGGAAAGAGUUAGGCAAGAGAUGCGACUUGAGUUCGAUAGAGAGUUUGAAUUGGCUCAAGAAGAAAUACGAGAAUUGGAAGCUGAACGAGCAGCAGGUGCUGAACAACAUCGUAAAAUUCAGGCUACUCUUGCUGAAUGGGAACAAACGAUGCGUGACAUGAUUGCUGAAUCACAACGUGAAAAGGAAACGUCACAUAGGAUGAUUGAGAAGCAACGGCUUAUUAUCGAACAACUCAAAAUCGACAAUGCCAAACAUGUCAAGGAUAAUGAUCGAGUGGCAUUACAAGCUAAACAAGCUUCAGUUUUAUUGGAGUCAAGUCAGAAGGAUAUGGAAGACAUGAAAGAGAAAGUGGAUCUACUGCAACACGAUUUGGACAUUGCUCAGCAGCGGUAUGAUCAACUUCGAGCUCAUGCUGAGGCCAAACUGGAAAGUGCCAACGUUGAGAUUGCCAAGGUUCGAGCCAAUCACGAUAAGGAGAUUUCUGCAUAUCGAGCACGAAUCAGCAAAGCAGAACUAAACGUCUCUACACUCGAACAACAAGUAAAGACCAAGACAGCAGAGAAUAUUGAAUUGUCUCGAAUCUGUGAUGAGCUUGUGGGACAUAUUCAAGCUGGAACGCCGUCAGAAUGA